AUGGGCAAUUUGCUACCACGGCAAAUAAAAAGAGAAAAACCUGAAUUAGCCACAAGCAAAGCAUUUGGGGGCAGAUGUCCUCCGACUGUAGUUAGAAUGCACAGGCUCCCUCAAGCGACUCCCAAACGACGUUGUUACUUGAGAGUAUUGAGACAACAGAGAAUACAGGAUUACUUGUUAGUAGAGAGAGAAUAUUUGGAGAGAAGUCUAACGCAGAAGCAAACUAACGAACAAAAUGAAAUCGAAGAGCAGCUUGUAGAUGGGUUACGUGGAACACCAUUAGGACUGGCUCGCAUCCAAGAACUCUUUUUGGAUGAGAAGCACGCUGUCGUUACAGUUCUUGGUUCCAAACUCGAUUGGUACAUCCCUAUCCUCUCAAUUGUAGACAAAAGUCUUAUCAAACUGAACUCUCUAGUGCUUGUCAAAACCGCUGGCACAUAUAAGAAUAUUCCUCGAGCAAUCACUGGUGUUUUGAGCGAUACAACGGAUUCCUCCUUUUCUUCGUAUAAGAUAGAGAAAGCUCCCAAGGAAACCUUCGCAGAUAUAGGAGGAUAUGAAGCCCAAAUACAAGAGCUUAAAGAAGCAGUAGAACUACCAUUAAGCCAUCCAGAAUUUUAUGAAGAAAUGGGUAUAAUCCCUCCUAGAGGAGUUAUUCUUUACGGCGAACCAGGAACUGGCAAAACGUUAUUCGCUAAAGCUGUUGCCAAUUCGACAUCAGCCUGUUUCAUUCGUGUAACAGCUUCAGAUUUCAUAAGGAAAACAUCUGGAGAAGGUCCUAAACUAGUCAGAGAUGUGUUCAAAAUGGCAAAAGAGUUAGCUCCUUGUAUCAUCUUCAUCGAUGAGAUUGACGCUGUUGGUACUAAACGAUACAAUACGAAAAGCAAUGGCGAACAGGAGAUUCAACGAACACUACUAGAACUAUUAAAUCAACUGGAUGGUUUUGAUGAUAGAGGAGACAUCAAGAUCAUCAUGGCCACCAAUAGGGUAGGCAGUUUAGACCCCGCAUUGAUUCGUCCCGGCAGAAUUGACAGAAAAAUUGAGUUCCUUCUCCCCGAUUAUGGAGCAAGGAAGAAAAUUUUCCAGAUUCACACAAGCCCAAUGAAUGUCGCGUAUGACGUCACAUUCGACGCAAUUUUCUCAACAGAAACGGAUAUUUCGGGCGCUGAGAUAAAGGCUGUUUGUACGGAAGCGGGCAUUUUAGCCUUGAGGAAACAACAGAAGGUAAUCUCCAAAGACCUUUUCCGAACGGCCUAUGCGACUGUAUGUUCGAAGAAAGCUCGCAACGAUGUGAGCAUAUACAUGUAG
This is a messenger RNA of Auanema sp. JU1783, 1305 nucleotides long. The record is from the annotation of a GenBank genome assembly. NCBI's taxonomy places the organism in Eukaryota, Metazoa, Nematoda, Chromadorea, Rhabditida, Rhabditidae.